Messenger RNA from Parascedosporium putredinis, 573 nucleotides. The record is from the annotation of a GenBank genome assembly. Lineage: Eukaryota; Fungi; Ascomycota; Sordariomycetes; Microascales; Microascaceae.
AUGAAGUUCACCCAGAUCCUCGCCGCCGCCGCCAUCUCCACCCACACCGCCCUCGCCGUCCCCGACGUCGUCGCCAAGCCGCUCUUCCCCGGCUCCUGCACCGGCUUCCCCACCUGGCAAAACGUGCGCGGCAGCGACCUCACCGGCGCCUUCGAGUUGGUCGUCGACCAGACCGGCGACGACGGCGUCGACGGCCUCCCCACCCGGUCCGACGACAUCAAGUGGGGCAACGAGACCAUCAAGAUGAUUCACGCCGACCUCCGCAAGUCGCGCAUGUUCGCCAGGCCCCGGUACGCCUGCACCAACGGCGCCGUGAGCCACGCCGUCCUGCAGUUCGCCCCGGGCUACGACGUCGAGGUCUACUCCCACACCGUGGACGGCGUCGAGCAGCCCGGCAAGUUCAUCGGCGCCCUGAACCAGACGACCUGGGGCUUCGCCUACGUCCAGCCUACCGAGUGCGGCAAGAUGCCCUACUACGAGGCCAUGCUGCAGGGGCUCCCCGUCGACCCGGACACCGAGCACAAGGCGGCUUGGCCUCCCGAGUUCUUUGGCUUCAUCAGGGCCCAGUCGUAG